AUGUACAUGAUCAGCCACAAGUCUUUAAAGGGUUCUCUAGCAGCCUUCAGAUUACAAGCACGUUUCUCUGCUAGAAGACCUUUUUCACAGUCUGCAUUGAUGUUCAAUGCCAAGGACAGUGCAGGAGAAGAGACAAAGCCUACUGAUGGUGAAGAAGCUGGUGCAGCUGACCCUGUAGAGGAGCUCAAGGCAAAACUAGCCAAGAAGGAGAAGGAGUAUGUUGAGUUGAAGGACGCGUAUGUGAGAUCCAAGGCGGAUUUUAUCAAUUUGCAAGAAACCACAAAGAGGGAGAUCCAAAAGGCCCGUGACUUUGCCCUCCAGAAGUUUGCCAAGGAUCUGAUUGAGUCUAUUGACAACUUUGGACAUGCCUUGGGUGCUGUUAAGGAAGAUUCUAUUAAGACCAAUGACGAAAUCAAACUAUUAUACGAUGGUGUCAAAUUGACCAGGGACGUUUUCGAGAAAACCCUGCAUAGACACGGACUGGCCAAGAUCGAUCCUAUUGAUGAGGAGUUUGACCCAAACAGACACGAGGCAACGUUCCAGGCACCACAUGAGGAGAAGAAGCCAGGUACUGUCUUUUACGUCCAACAGCCUGGUUACGAAUUGAAUGGUCGUGUUCUUCGUCCUGCUAAGGUUGGUAUUGUCAAGGGCGACGACUAG
This is a messenger RNA of Pichia kudriavzevii, 660 nucleotides long. RefSeq lists its product as uncharacterized. Gene Ontology annotation, cellular component: PAM complex, Tim23 associated import motor. The coding region runs from base 1 to 660 and encodes 219 amino acids. NCBI's taxonomy places the organism in Eukaryota, Fungi, Ascomycota, Pichiomycetes, Pichiales, Pichiaceae. The record is from RefSeq and is a predicted model, not a curated record. Gene Ontology annotation, biological process: protein folding; protein import into mitochondrial matrix. Gene Ontology annotation, molecular function: adenyl-nucleotide exchange factor activity; protein homodimerization activity; protein-folding chaperone binding. The transcript has a single exon.